AUGCCUUGUCCAAUACCCUGUGACUGGUGUAUCGGACUUUCUGUUGUGAUUUCCAUCCUGAUUGCUGUUGGAAUUGCUCUUAUUAUUGCUAUUUUCCUGGUCAGUGGUAUAUCCUUGAAGAAGAUCCUAAUUAUAGUUGUACUAGUAGUGGGUGGAAUUCUUCUGAUCAUGGCCAUUGUUGAUGCAGUCCUACUGGGCAUCCAGACAGAUGCUGACCUAGGUACUGGAGCAUAUCUUGCUGCAGCUGUGUUGUGUGGCUUUGGUUUUGUGAUUGGCAUCAUCUUGAUUGCAGUUGGAGUGUGGCUGCGUCUCAAAACUGGUGAGUUCUUUUAUAGCGUCAGUGUUGCAGAAGUGGGAAAAAAGAUCAUUGUCGGUCCCAUGUGA
Molecule: messenger RNA, 384 nt
Organism: Gigantopelta aegis
Lineage: Eukaryota; Metazoa; Mollusca; Gastropoda; Neomphalida; Peltospiridae
Exons: 4
Coding region: 1-384 (127 amino acids)
Source: RefSeq, a predicted model, not a curated record